Molecule: messenger RNA, 2436 nt
Organism: Vespula vulgaris
Lineage: Eukaryota; Metazoa; Arthropoda; Insecta; Hymenoptera; Vespidae
Product: dynein regulatory complex subunit 7
Exons: 9
Coding region: 1-2436 (811 amino acids)
Biological process (GO): flagellated sperm motility
Cellular component (GO): motile cilium
Source: RefSeq, a predicted model, not a curated record
AUGGAGGCUAUGGCGACGGCGACGGCGACGGCGACGGCGACGGCGACGGGGCCGGGGGAGGAGGCGGCUGAGGAGAAGGAAGAGGCGGAGGUGGCGGAAGAGGGAGGCAGGAGGAGGAGGAGGAGGAGAAGCGAGGCGAAAGGAAGCCGUAGGGUGGCGGUGAUCUCGGAAAGAGAGACGGGGAAGGAACGAAGCCGGCGAUACCGACGUGCCCAGCCAGCGAUCCUACGCUCCCCGUCGUGGGUAGUCAAUUUUCGCAGCGGUAACAGUUUCGAGUGUGCAACAUUUCUGACGAGUCUUCUACUGGGACAAGGAUACAAUGCGUUUGUAGUUUUUGGUUAUGCGUCCCGCGAACAAGUUCGAUGCAACAGAACUAAAAUCACUUGCCCGUAUUUACCGGAAGAUACAAAAGAAUUAGAAGCACCGGAAGAACCCGACGUUAAUUUAAUAUACAAGUUGAAACCUCCUGCGGAUCUUAGAAGCAAAUUCUUAUUAAAACUGGACGCCAGAGAUAAACUUAAACUGGAAACUGAAAUUCAACGGGAAGAAGAAAAGCAAGCUAGGAUCAUAAUCGAAUUGGAAAAACCACCUCCGGAUAAAUAUUAUGGAUAUAGAGUUCACGCUUGGGUCGUCGUCUUACCUGCUCUUAAUAACAUGAAAGGAAAACAAGUUACAAGUCCAUUCUUUAUCGAGCCCUCGUCCGGAGAAACGUACGAUCUGACCGAUCCUCGAACCAAUCUUUUGUACCUAGGUGUAGAGAGUAUCUGGAAUGACCAAAAUUAUUGGGUAAAUAUGCAGCAGGAUUCGAUCGGAUGUGACAAAAUAAAUUGGAAUUUAACUCUGACCGAGUUAUGGGAGCAUCUACUUCCCGGCGAACCAUGGACUAUGCGUGGCGUCGAGGACGAUGUAGUCGAAGAAGAUGUUAAAAUAGAACGGGAGAAACACUUAGAUAUGCCCAGCUCUUACGUGAAAGAAAUAUACAUAAGUAGUUUAGAGUUCGAGAAGCGAUAUCCGCGUGGUCACAAGACGAUAUUUUACAAAAAAGUUAAAGUAGACUUGUAUGCCCCUUACGUGCAGUUGGACGGAAUAAUAGAAAAAAUAACGAUAUACGACGAUUACGAAUAUACAACUCCGAUCGAAAUUUGCGAAAAAUACGCCAAUAGGAAUGAUAAUUUGAUACAAUCGCGACGAAACUUGAAUACUAACUACAUUGUCGAUCGUUAUGAAAGGGGUCGUCCUGACGCAUGCAAAGGUAAUCGUUAUCAAAUACGCUUUCUUUCGAUCUUUUCUAAUAAUGGAGAAUUUUCAGAACAUCGCUACUACAACCACGAAAGUAGUCCAUUCAUAUUCAGCGAAAGGACGUUAUGUUUCUACGACAUGGUUCGUAUCGAUGGAUUAUCAGAAAUGCAUAUGUAUCCCUACCGUUUAACGCAAUAUUACGUUAAUCGCGAGGAUCUCCUGUACUAUAGAAACGUGGAGUUUUCGCCGGAAAAAGGUGAAUCUACGGUAGAAGGAAUACAUUAUCGUUAUAUUCACACGAUAACCGAAAAAUAUCAUAGAAACGAUCUACUACCGCCGUCCAAAGACAUCGCCGUACGAGAAUUCGUUUUAACGGAGAAAGAGAUACAUCUCAAAUUUCAUUACGAAGAUGAAAAAAUCACGAGAAGUACGCGCGUAUACAAGAAGCCAGAAACAGGAGAACAUCUCAAUAUUCAUACUGCCAUCAUCGAAGAAUACAACGCAAAUACCACGUCGCCGCCUGAAAAAAACUUGCAUCUAUUUUACGAGAUAGAAAAGUUACUAAAGGAAGAAGACCGAUGCAUAUUUAAUAUCAGAGAAGCCGAGAAUGAAAUUUCUUCGUUUAUAAAAAAACGAACGAGUGAAUAUUUAAGUCCAAACUUAAUGAUUUCUUCGUUCGAUAGAAACAGAAUUGAAACGGGAAAACCUAUAAAGGUAUUUGCACGAACGAGUCUUAUGUACUACUCGCGUACAAAAUAUACUCAUCCAAAUUUUACGCAGGAUACAGCAUCAAUAUCUUCUUUAGAAAAAAUUAUAAAACCUGCUGAUCACUUAGCUCCGUACUUGGCACGAAUAGGAAAUCCAAAGCAAAUAAGUAAAGCUCAAGCAUAUCUGUUACGAGAAGAUUGUCUAAAUGAUUUUAAGCAAUCGGAAGUGAAUAAAGCGAAUCUUAUUUUACGCGAAUCUGAGAAACUUACAGAGAAGCUAAAUGAAUUGCAAACGUUGUUAACGCAGAAUGAAGAUUUAACACGGGAAGAAGAAGAUGAACUCGUAGCAAAAUCCAACGAAAUAACCUUUAAUCUGCAAUUAUUAGAUAUGAAGUUGGAUCGUCAUAAGAAUUUAGUUCCCGUACGAUACAAAAUGCUGGUAGAGCUUUUGGAGGAAGACGAACGUCUUUCCGUUCUCUACCACCAAUAA